AUGCGUCUGGCAGAUGUAAACAGGCUGGCUUUUUGGAAAGGCUAUCGUACCUCUUCGCUUACUAGGGAAGAUGUGAUCGUGUUUAUCCCGGAUUCUCAAAUAACCGAAGCGUACGACUGUCUGCAGUGCAUGAUCGAGGGGUCCAGCAUGGUCAAACUACGGGCCAACAGUCGCCAGUACCACCGAUACUUCCGCCUCCUGGACGACCUCUCGGCCAUACGGUGGACCCCGACCACCAAAAAGUCCACUAAAGCACAGUUACUCAUCGAACAGAUCAAGGAGAUACGAACGGGCAAGAACUGUGAGAGUCUCCGCAAUAAGGACUUCCCGAGUUCCUACAACGAGGAGAGGAUCUUCAGCAUCUUGUACGGGGACUCCUACGACAGCCUGGACCUCAUAGCUCACUCACCGGAGGAGGCCAAUAUAUGGGUGACGGGACUCAAUGCUCUUAUAGGAGCAUCUAAAGCUGCUCCUGACGCGGUGGAGGACAGACAAACGUUCCGGGAGAUGUGGCUGAAGGAGAUGUUCGAGAAGGCGUCCAAGAAUUCCUCGGGCGGUUUCAUCGACCAGACCACCUGCAUUAAACUCAUCAAGAGGCUCGACUCUCAGGUGGCUAUGGAACGAGUCAGGCAGAAGUUACAGGAGUUCGACAUGGGUAAGACAGACGGGUGUCGAGGCCUGAUAGACAGCCAAGAAUUUAUCGACAUGUUUAAAGAAAUAGCUACGAGACCGGAGAUAUACUUCCUGUUAAUAAGAUACGCCAAUAAGGACUACUUAACGCUCGAAGACUUUCAUUUGUUUUUGGAGGGUGAACAAGGGUUGGCGGGGUUGACGUCGGACAAAGUGGCUGAAAUGAUAGAAAAAUACGAACCGGCACCUGAGGCCAGAAAAAACCGGCAAAUGCUUAUAGACGGUUUCACGAGGUACCUGAUGAGCGAUGAGUGUGACCUGUUUGACCCCAGCCAGCGUGAGGUGUGCCAGGACAUGACUCAGGCUCUAGGUCACUACUUCAUCUCCACCAGUCACAACACCUACCUAUUGGAGGACCAACUCAAGGGACCCUCCAGCGUCGACGGCUACAUCCGCGUCCUUACCUGCGGCUGUAGGUGUGUCAAAGGUACCUCCCUCAACCAUUACCUGGGCGUACCUGUCUCAUUAACCCGUAACCUCCUUCCACAGACCUCCUUCUACAGGUACCCGGUGAUCGUUCACCUGGAAAACCACUGUAGCGUGAAGCAGCAACAGAUGAUGGCGGUGCUGCUCAAGGCUGUGAUGGGCAACAGGCUGUACAUCCACCCUUGUAACUCACCCCGCGCCUUCACUGACCUCUCCCCCGAGGAGCUCAAGUGCAAGUUCAUACUCAAGGGCAAGAAGCUACCGAACGAGGACAUGGAGGAAGGAGAAGUCUCGGACGAGGACGAAGGAGGCGAGACCAAGAGGAACAACAACCCGAGGAAGAUCCGGCUGUGUCGAGAACUGUCCUCGCUUAUCUCGCUCCACCGGGCACGCUUCAACGACCUCCACAUGACGAGAACCCAGCAGAAUGCAAGCGAGAUGUGUAGUUUGAGUGAGUCGUCGGCUGCCAAGAUAGCCCAUGCCUGCCCCGAGGAUCUGGUCAGCCACAACAAGCGCUUCCUUACUCGCGUCUACCCCAACUCUUCCAGGGUCGAUUCCUCUAACUACAACCCACAGGACUUCUGGAACGCCGGCUGCCAGAUGGUGGCGCUGAACUUCCAGACACCAGGGCAGAUGAUGGACGUGUACGAGGGAAGGUUCCGAGCCAACGGGGGGUGCGGCUACCUGUUGAAGCCCGCCGUCAUGAGAGAACACAUAUCUGUCUUCUCAGCUCACUCCAGGGAUACAAUACCCGGUGUGGCCCCUCAGCUGUUGAAGAUAAAGGUAAUCAGUGGACAGUGUCUCCCCAAGCCCCGGGGGUCAACGGCCACAAAGGCCAGCUUCAUCGACCCCUAUGUCGUGAUCCAGGUGUUUGGCAUCCCUGCUGACUGCACAGAGGCCAAGACCCGUACAGUCAGUAACGACAGCAGCUUCCCGAUCUUUGACGAGAGCUUCGAGUUCCUUAUCAACCUUCCAGAGUUGGCACUCAUCCGCUUUGUGGUCCUGGACGACGAGUUUAUCGGAGAUGACUUUGUGGGGCAGUGUACCAUCCCCUUUGACUGUAUUCAGACAGGUUACCGCCACGUGCGUCUCCUCUCGAGCAUGGGGGAGCCGAUGGACACAGCUACUCUCUUUGUGCACGUCUCCAUCUCCAACAAGAAGGGCGGAGGGAAACCUCAACGUGUAAAGGGCAAGAGAUCAGACAAGAUCCAAGCAGACAUCAAGCCUGUGGGACUGAAGGCUGCUGAUGAUGUGUUCAAGGAAGCAUCAACGGCACUAAAUGAAGCAGAGUUUGAGCAGGGGAAGGUGGAGGCCGCCUGGUCGGACUUGCAAGAUGAGUGUGGACUAGAGCACACAGUCAACAUGAAGCAAUGCCUCAAGGUGGCCAUCUCCCGCUACUUGGCCACCCCAGAAACCAAUCGCUUGUCGAUCCAAGAAGAGAAAGGAAUCCCAUUUUUGAAAAGUUCCUGUCCUGGGCCAUUACCAUCACAUUUACACAAACUGGACAUGGCACUAGAAAAAGUAUUAGUGGAGAUACACCACUUCUUGACUCAUGGAGAGGAACUGAGAGUCUCCCUGGAGUCACGACUCAAGCCUGCCCUGGCUAUGUAUGACAACCUGGAGUCACUUCUCUCCUCCAAUGGCAUCAAGGGCAAGAAGGCUAACAGGGCCAUGGAGAACUAUGCCUGGAAUGUGAGGAUCAUCAGAGGUCAACUGGACAGGAUUGUGGCACUCAAAAAGAAGUGUCGGAUGGCCAUGGAACAGGUUGAGUCAACCAAGGUAACCCUAGACAGCCUCAUCAUGCGGGAAAGGUCACCUUCAGUAAGGGAACGCCCUCGCUUGACCUUGGCCAAUCGCCAUAAUACAACAGACAACCUCACCACCUACGGGAGCCUGGGACGCUCCCCCACCACUCCCAGUAGUGAGUGUAAACCCAAGAGCAUCCUGAAGAAAAGCAACUCUAACCUUGAGUCCAGCAGUGUCGGGUAUGUGAAUGAGGAGUACCGUAUGUCGCCCAGCACCUCCUCUACUGUAAUAGGCGACGAUGAAGAGUCCACCGAGUUGCUAAAACCUCCUUUGCUCCACUCAUUCAGCUACACCCCAGGCUUCAGCUAUGAGCAAAACACUGCCCUGUAGUAACAAGACAGGCUUGUUAGACACUGAUUAGUGUGCGUAGUGUGUUGCUGUAUGAGCUGUACCCCUUAACUGGUAGUGAUGGAUGUUGACACUACAACUGUAUUGCUAAGAAUAUAAAAGGAUGUUGUGUAUUAACUUAA
This is a messenger RNA of Homarus americanus (American lobster), 3392 nucleotides long. RefSeq names its product inactive phospholipase C-like protein 1. NCBI's taxonomy places the organism in Eukaryota, Metazoa, Arthropoda, Malacostraca, Decapoda, Nephropidae. The record is from RefSeq and is a predicted model, not a curated record. Gene Ontology annotation, molecular function: phosphatidylinositol-4,5-bisphosphate phospholipase C activity. The transcript is spliced from 21 exons. The coding region runs from base 1 to 3252 and encodes 1083 amino acids. Gene Ontology annotation, biological process: intracellular signal transduction; lipid metabolic process.